GGACGGCCCUCGCGCUUCUCGCGAGAUCGCGUGGAUGACCCAACGCCUCGCGGGCCGGGAAACUCGCAGCGCCCGCGGAGGAGCCAAUCCUGGCAGCGGAGAGGCGAACCCGGAAGCGGAGUGCGCGGAGGAGACUCUCGGUUCAGAUUUGAAUGAGUAAAAUAAUGCAGGCAUAAUUCAUCUCUGGAAAAAUUAUACCCUAGCAUUUGAAAUGCUUUUUAUUUAGAGUAGUAGUAAAAAUGGAAAAAGAGAAAGAACAUGAUGAUGGAAAACCAGACCCAGAGAAUUUCUUGGACUUUUCUGAACACUUUAACCAGCUGGAAUUGUUGGAAACACACGGACACCUUAUUCCCACUGGCACUCAGAGUCUCUGGGUAGGCAGUUCUGAUGAAGAUGAGGAGCCAGAUGUAAAUGCUGAAGAGUGGUAUCAAUUGCAAGAAAAGAAAAUGGAAAAGGAUCCAAGCAAAUUGCUUCUUUGGGCUGCUGAAAAAAAUCGGCUUAUGACAGUACGGAGGCUACUUUCUGAGAAGGCCACUCACGUGAACACUAGGGAUGAAGAUGAGUAUACCCCUCUUCAUCGAGCAGCCUACAGUGGACACUUAGAUGUCGUCCGUGAGCUGAUCGCACAAGGGGCAGAUGUUCAUGCUGUGACUGUGGAUGGCUGGACACCCCUGCACAGUGCUUGUAAGUGGAAUAACACCAGAGUGGCCUCUUUCUUACUUCAGCAUGAUGCAGAUAUCAAUGCCCAAACAAAAGGCCUCUUGACCCCCUUGCAUCUUGCUGCUGGAAAUAGAGACAGCAAAGACACCCUGGAACUACUCCUCAUGAACCGCUACAUCAAACCAGGGCUGAAGAACAACUCGGAAGAAACAGCAUUUGACAUCGCCAGAAGGACAAGUAUCCAUCACUACCUCUUUGAAAUUGUGGAAGGCUGUACGAAUUCUUCACCUCCGUCUUAAUGGUUCUGGUCAUCAUCUUAAGUUUAUCAGUAUCAGUGCCUCCUUCCUGUGAGAUGUAAAAUACUCCCAUAAUACAGAGUCAGCAUCAAAUGUCACACUACAAAAAUUCAGUUAGUACUCAUCAUAUUCUUGCCUGAUCUUGAUGUCAAACCUUUGAGAGUUGUUUCGACACAUCUGUAAUGAUUUCUUUGGAGCUUGUGAUUUUUUUAUCAGAAGUAAUUUUAACUUACCUAUACUUAAAAAUUUGACACGGGUAAUACAGAAACUAAGGAUAUUUUCGGUGCUGAUCCAAGAGAAAUGUAUUUUUAAAUAUCCUUUAUCAUGGGUCUUUGUUGAGUAUUAAUAUGUUGACAUGUAUUUUUAUAAGCUAAGAUAACUCAGUUUAACUUACAAGUCUUAAAUAUACUGGUGCAGUUUAGCUGUCUUCUCUACAUUACCAUCAGCAGUUGCUUUCAUUCUAAACUAAAAAUACUGACAUAUUAGUGACUUGGUUGUAAGUUAAAGAUAAUACAAAAACCUAGAUCUUUAUAUUUUAAAAUGUAGGCUAGGCUAUUCUGAGGAAAGCCGUUAUCUAGGUGUUUUAGUCCAUGACUCACAUCACUUCCCCUGCCACACAUCCCAACCUGUGGACUGCACCUACACAGUACUUAUUAUUGAGGGUCAGUUGUCACCAUUUAGGCAUGCACAGAACUCUAUACUGAUUCAGAAAGUCAUAUUAUAUUUGCCCUCCAACUGUUCUCACCUGCCUCUUACUAUUGGGCUAGGCACUGCUCAUAAAGACUCUUGACUGAUUUCCCCCCACCAAGGUCCUUAUUUUCUACAGACUAUUACAAAGGCAAAGUAACAAGGGGAAAGGAUUCUACAAAUUAGAGAUGAUUAUCAUAUGAGGACUUGAACAGUGGCUCAGGCUUUCUUUAAAAAAUUUACAUAUAGGCCGGGCAUGGUGGCGCACGCCUUUAAUUCCAGUACCCGGGAGACAGAGGUAGGAAGAUUGCUGUGAGUUCGAGGCCACCCUGAGACUACAGAGUG
Jaculus jaculus (lesser Egyptian jerboa) is the source of this 1988-nucleotide messenger RNA. RefSeq names its product ankyrin repeat domain 49 (gene Ankrd49). Gene Ontology annotation, molecular function: protein binding. The record is from RefSeq and is a predicted model, not a curated record. NCBI's taxonomy places the organism in Eukaryota, Metazoa, Chordata, Mammalia, Rodentia, Dipodidae. The transcript has 3 exons. Bases 240 to 959 code for a protein of 239 amino acids.